Castor canadensis (American beaver) is the source of this 5453-nucleotide messenger RNA. It is a transcript of the gene Ski, whose product is annotated as SKI proto-oncogene. Gene Ontology annotation, biological process: negative regulation of transforming growth factor beta receptor signaling pathway; negative regulation of BMP signaling pathway; negative regulation of transcription by RNA polymerase II. Gene Ontology annotation, molecular function: RNA polymerase II cis-regulatory region sequence-specific DNA binding; DNA-binding transcription factor activity, RNA polymerase II-specific; SMAD binding. NCBI's taxonomy places the organism in Eukaryota, Metazoa, Chordata, Mammalia, Rodentia, Castoridae. Gene Ontology annotation, cellular component: cytoplasm; transcription regulator complex; nucleus. The record is from RefSeq and is a predicted model, not a curated record.
CGGCGGACUCCAGCGGCGGGACCCCUUCGCCCCGCCCGCCUUCGCCUUCGCGCCCCCGGGCGAGGCCGAGGCUGCGGCCGUGAUCGGCCGGGAGCCGGCGGGGGCGGCCGGGGCCGGGGUCGCGGGCGCCGCCGAGGCGCGCGGGGCGGCGGCGGGGGCCGUGGGGGCCCGGGCGCGCGGGAGCGGGAGCGACCCGGGGAACCCGAUCGCGCUAUGGAGGCGGCGGCGGGCGGCCGCGGCGGCUUCCAGCCGCACCCGGGGCUGCAGAAGACGCUGGAGCAGUUCCACCUGAGCUCCAUGAGCUCGCUUGGCGGCCCGGCUGCCUUCUCGGCGCGCUGGGCGCAGGAGGCCUACAAGAAGGAGAGCGCCAAGGAGGCGGGCGCGGCCGCGGUGCCGGCGCCGGUGCCCACGGCCGCCGAACCACCGCCCGUGCUGCACCUGCCUGCCAUCCAGCCACCGCCACCCGUGCUGCCCGGGCCCUUCUUCAUGCCGUCCGACCGCUCCACCGAGCGCUGCGAGACUGUGCUGGAAGGGGAGACCAUCUCGUGCUUCGUGGUGGGAGGCGAGAAGCGCCUGUGCCUGCCGCAGAUCCUCAACUCGGUGCUGCGCGACUUUUCGCUGCAGCAGAUCAACUCCGUGUGCGACGAGCUGCACAUCUACUGCUCGCGCUGCACGGCUGACCAGCUGGAGAUCCUCAAAGUCAUGGGCAUCCUGCCCUUCUCCGCGCCCUCGUGCGGGCUCAUCACCAAGACGGACGCCGAGCGCCUGUGCAAUGCGUUGCUCUACGGCGGCGCCUACCCGCCGCCCUGCAAGAAGGAGCUGGCCGCCAGCCUGGCGCUGGGCCUGGAGCUCAGCGAGCGCAGCGUCCGCGUGUACCACGAGUGCUUCGGAAAGUGCAAGGGGCUGCUGGUACCUGAGCUGUACAGCAGCCCCAGUGCCGCCUGCAUCCAGUGCCUCGACUGCCGCCUCAUGUACCCGCCUCACAAGUUCGUGGUACACUCGCACAAGGCCCUGGAGAACCGGACCUGCCACUGGGGCUUCGACUCGGCCAACUGGCGGGCCUACAUCCUGCUGAGCCAGGACUACACGGGCAAGGAGGAGCAGGCCCGCCUCGGUCGCUGCCUGGACGACGUGAAGGAGAAGUUCGACUAUGCCAACAAGUACAAGCGGCGGGUGCCCCGGGUCUCCUCCGAGCCCUCGGCCUCCAUAAGACCCAAAACUGACGACUCUUCCCAGUCUCCUGCAUCUUCUGAGAAGGACAAGCAGUCCAGUUGGCUGCGGACUUUGGCCGGUUCCUCCAAUAAGAGUCUUGGCUGUGCUCACCCUCGCCAGCGCCUUUCUGCUUUUCGACCCUGGUCCCCUGCAGUUUCAGCAAGUGAGAAAGAGAUAUCCCCCCACCUCCCAGCCCUGGUUCGUGACAGCUUUUACUCCUACAAGAGCUUCGAGACAGCCGUGGCCCCCAAUGUGGCCCUCGCACCACCAGCCCAGCAAAAGGUUGUGAAUAGUCCGCCAUGUGCCACUGUCGUCUCCCGGGCCCCCGAGCCUCUUACCACUUGUAUCCAGCCACGGAAGCGGAAGCUGACUGUGGACACCCCAGGAGCCCCAGAGGCCUUGGCACCUGCAGCUGCCCCAGAGGAGGACAAGGACUCAGAGGCCGAGGUUGAGGUUGAGAGCAGAGAGGAAUUCACCUCCUCCCUGUCCUCGCUGUCCUCUCCAUCCUUCACCUCGUCCAGCUCUGCCAAGGACCUGAGCUCCCCAGGCGUACAUGCCCCACCCACGGCUGCCCCGGACGCCGUAGCCCAUGCCGACACUCCAAGUGGACUGGAGGCCGAGCUGGAGCACCUGCGGCAGGCCCUGGAGAGUGGCCUGGACACUAAGGAAGCCAAAGAGAAGUUCCUGCAUGAAGUGGUCAAGAUGCGUGUGAAGCAAGAGGAGAAGCUGAACGCUGCCCUGCAGGCCAAGCGCAGCCUGCACCAGGAGCUGGAGUUCCUGCGUGUGGCCAAAAAGGAGAAGCUGCGGGAAGCCACGGAGGCCAAGCGAAGCCUGAGGAAGGAGAUCGAGCGCCUCCGAGCCGAGAAUGAGAAGAAGAUGAAAGAGGCCAAUGAGUCGCGAGUGCGCCUGAAACGGGAGCUGGAGCAGGCGCGGCAGGUCCGAGUGUGUGACAAGGGCUGCGAGGCUGGCCGCCUGCGCGCCAAGUACUCAGCCCAGAUUGAGGACCUGCAGGCAAAGCUGCAGCAUGCAGAGGCUGACCGUGAGCAGCUGCGGGCUGACCUACUGCGGGAGCGCGAGGCCCGUGAGCACCUGGAGAAGGUGGUGAAGGAGCUUCAGGAACAGCUGUGGCCCCGGCCCCGGCCUGAGAACAUAGGCAGUGAGGGCAGUGCCGAGCUGGAGCCCUAGCCGGUCGCCACCUGCCAUGGCAGCAUGGACCCCAGCUUGGCGCAGUAGGCAGUGGUGCGGGGCUCUGCAGGCCCGGCCCGCUCCUCUGCGGCCACACAGCACAACGUCCCUACUGUGCCUAUUACCAAGCAAGUGUUUGUAACCACAGACUUUCGGAAUCCACUGCAAAAUUUUCUACUGGCCAAGUUCGAGUGAGCAAGCUGUGUCCCCAGCUGCAGCCAGAGUCAAGGCUGGCUUGGCGGCUUGUGGCUGGUCCUCUGCUUGCUAGAACAUUCUAACAUUUACACUUUUGUUAUAAGCUAUUUAAAACCAAUAAGGAGACUUGAUAUUCAGAAAAUCAACACGUUUUUUAAUGACUUAACUUUUAAAGGCCCUGACACGCGACGCCAUCUGGACGCCGCCCUGGCGGGCCUGGGAAGCCAUCACUGCUCAUCUGUGCCCGCGGCUGCAAGAGGGCAGCAAGGGUUUUCUUCAGAGUCUUAUUUUUUCAGCGACAAGAGCCCGGGUCUUCCUGCUCUGCCAGGAAGAGCAGGGAGAGUGCCGCGUGCGAGAUGAGCCCAAACACUGCCCGCCUUACCGAUGCCCGCUCCGCCCGCCAACACCGCUGCCACCCUGCGGGCACCAGGAGGGCCAAGCCGCACAGGAGCUGUGGGGAGAAGAUGGAGACCGUCCUGGGCUGCUCUGUGCUCCAGGUGCCACCUGCUCACCUUCACCGCAAGGGCUGACCUGUGUCAGGCGGCUGUGGCCGGAUGGGCACGCCCUCCCCCCACCCCCACCCCCAGGAACACAUGCUGCUUGAUGGCCAUCCAGUUGCAGCUCGGCAGACAGCGCUUGUCAUUUGGGGGCUGGGGCUGCAGCAUUGGAACAAAACACAGCAUUACAUCACUUUUUGUUGUUGUUUGUCAUUUAAACGUAUAUUUAGAACUGCACUUUGUCAAAAAAAAUCCCCCCUUCUCUUUUUACUCCCCAGUUAACUGAGGUUUUUACUGAUUUCUAGAGCAGUUCAAACCCUAAGUGCUCCAGCGCUUAGAAAUCCCCUCUGGUGCUUGGUUGAACAAGGGAAUCACAAGAAAAUGAAAAUGCAGAAACUGAACUUGGGGGUCGUUCUGUGCCUUCCAGCAUCUUGUACAGCAAACCCUGACUCCUGUCUUUUUACCCCCAAAAUAUCGUCUUCAGUAGCGAUUGAAUCUGCCACUGUCAAAAUACGUUACUUGCAUUUAUUCCAAAUAGUUCGUUAUUCCUCACUGUUUAUGCAAAUUGUAUGAGGUUUCUUAUGCCCAAGCUUGAAAAUGAUUUCCCAGUAGACAAGAGGCCGCCACCCAUCCUACAGUUGUGGUAUUUAUUUACGUGAGAAAGAUCACAAGGAAUUCUUUGCUUGAGUCUUGUCACCCUGGCAGCCGCGAGUGGAGGGAGCUGGAGCGCUUGUGCAGGUACAAACGGCCCCAAGGGCCCCGGACCGCGGCAGUGACCAGCAAAGGCCAGAGACUGCUGAGCCCUCACAUCCAUCCGGGUGCCGAGGUCGUCUGCAGGGUUUCGCCCUUGGUUUACUGAGGGGGCUCAGUUGCUGCUGGGAUCCCCCCUCCUUCUGAAGUGCAAUGCAAAAGGGACGUCAUGUAUAUGCAGCGUUUGUUUGGAGUUUUCCUUUUGCUUCUUUUCUUUUGCAGUUAUGAAACCUGUAUGCAUGGGAUUUCACACCUUUCCUUAGGUACACCCAUCCGUGGGCAUUAUUACCGUGUCUUGUAAAGGGUCGGUUUUGUUACACAACAUGCAAAAUGCUGUUUUCGGCCUUGUUUUUCUAGAGUUGUGUUUUUUCAGUCAUUUCUUUAAGGGAAACUAAAUGGUUUAGUUGGAGCAAAGUUUAAAUGUGUUGGUGUGCUUCUGUGUGGCUGUCCUUGUCGCCAAGUCCAGAGGUGGCAGUGAGUCAGGCCCUGCUUGAGUCCUUAGCUCCAGAGGGACAUGCUUUUUCUCAGCUGUGUUGGGCAGUCUCUCCUUGCCCCACCCCUGUCACCAUCAUGUCCCGGCCUCCUUGGCCCAGCACCGUCCCCAGCAUCAGAAGUGCUGUGUCUGCAGUGGGGAUUCUUCCCCCGCCAUGUGCCAGCUAGACCUGAGCCCCUAAAGGUCCUGUCAUCUCACGAGUUGUGCCACGUGGGCCCCUGAGGCUGUGGCAACUUCACCAGCAGCUCACGCUCACUCUGGGCCUUCCGGGCAGUUCCGUGGCUUCUGCCCUGCUCCUUGGGUCCCUGCCCAGGUGAAGCUGCCUGACCACAGGGUUCUCCACCACAGGGCCACUGGACUGAGGGCACAGGGGCCACACGUGCCUGGCUCCCCUGUUAGUGAGGCUGCAGGUUAGUUUCUUUCGUAAAAGGGAGAAGAGGUUUCCACCGUGCUGGCUGUCGACUCCCUGUGUGUAGAGCCCAUUAUCGAGAUGGUUGUAUCAGUUGAAUCGCUCAUUAUUUCUGUUCUGAAAGGUUUUUAACGAAGGGAAAACCAACAGCAAUAACACUCAUAUCCGUGAGCAGCUAACUCGUACACGAUCCCUGCUUUUCGUACAGAACUAGCCAAUGUAAAAACAACUUUUUCAUGUCACACCGCUGUAUUACACGUGUAUGUGGUGGUUCCUUUUUCAGAAACUUUUCUUACCUGUAGUUUUGUUGUUUUCUGGGUUGUUUUUAACUGAGGAACAGAAGCUCAUCAGCCAGAGAGGAUGGAGCCGCCUCGGGGCAGUUUCCCACUUGGCGUCCUCCUCCGUGGCCCUGCCCGCUGGCCCCAUCUCCGGCCCAGGCUGGUCCUCUGCACUCCCUCCCCUCCUGCCCGCAGCCCAGGGCCAGGGGAGACGCAUCUUUCUCUUCCUGCUUUAAGUCGUUUUUUUUCAGUUAAGGAUGGAAGCCCCACCUCUACCUUUAUAACCAGCCGGAGCCCCUGCAUCCUCUGUGUCCUGCGCUGCUGCUAAUGACAAUUUGAUGGCUUACUCUGCUAUUGGAAAACUAUUUUUAUGUCAUUAAUGUAUGCUUUCUUGUUUAUAAAUGCCUGAUUUAAAAAAGGAAAAAAAGAAAAAG